CUCUCCCAGUGGUUGUAUCGGUUUAACAAGGUGUAAUGUUUGGAGACCACCAACACCAGCCCCAGCACUCAGAAAGAAAGCUGGCAGAAAUGGACCAGGUUUGGUCCCACGAGGCGCUCCAGCAUGCCUGACGGGGUCUGUUCAGUCAUGGCUUCCGAACUUCGCAGGGCAAUUUCUGUGGCAAGGCUUGAAAAGCAUAAGAAUUUGUUCUUAAACUAUAAGAACCUCCACCAUUUCCCGCUGGAGAUACUGAAAGGUGAAGCCCUGCAGUACUUGGAGAGACUCUACAUGAAAAAGAACUCCCUUACCACCCUGCCAGAAAACCUUGCUCAGAAGCUUCCAAACCUUGUGGAACUAUACCUUCACUCAAAUAACAUAGUUGUAGUUCCAGAAGCUAUCGGGUCCCUUGUGAAACUCCAGUUUCUGGAUCUCAGUGACAAUGCCUUAGAAAUUGUGUGCCCAGAAAUCGGUCGUCUGAGAGCUUUACGUCAUCUCCGAUUAGCUAACAACCAACUGCAAUUCCUACCUCCAGAGGUCGGUGAUUUGAAGGAGCUGCAGACACUUGACGUCUCCACCAAUCGCUUGCUGUCUCUACCCGAGAGGCUUCACCUGUGCCUUUCUCUGCAGAUCCUCACUGCAGACCGCAACCGGCUCUGGAACGUGCCGCGCCACCUCUGCCAGCUGCCCAGCCUCAACGAGCUCUCCAUGGCCGGAAACCGCCUCGCUUUCCUGCCCCUCGAUCUAGGUCGAUCUCGAGAACUACAAUAUGUCUACAUGGAUAACAACAUUAACCUAAAAGGGCUACCAUCCUACCUGUACAACAAAGUCAUCGGGUGCAAUGGCUGUGGGGACCCCAUCCAGGUGUCGGAGAUGAAGCUGCUCACCUUCUCGUCGGGCCAGCUGACCGUCUUCCUUCCAGCUGAGGUGAAGGCCAUAGGGACCGAGCGCGACCCCGUGCUGCCUCUGCAGGAACUGGCCAUGCGGCAUCUCUACCAUGCCUGCCGCCACUCGGACCCAGAUUUCAACUUCCUGUCUCCUGUCUCAUUACCCAGAAGUCUCCUGGAGCUGCUGCAGUGUCCCCUGGGGCAUUGUCACCGGUGUAGUGAGCCCAUGUUUACCAUCGUCUAUCCCAAGCUCUUCCCCUUGAGAGAGACGCCCAUGGCAGGGCUGCACCAGGGGACGACAGCGGUUAGUUUUGUGGCCUACUGCUGUUCCACCCAGUGUCUGCGGACUUUUGACCUGCUGAGUUGAUGAGUCUCCGGAGCGGCGCCAGCCUGACACUGUGGCCACCUCCCUGCAUGUCAGGCACUGUGUGUGGCAGGCAGGAGAGUCCUGUGGGCCAGGACGGGUUCCAUCCAUCCUGUCCUGUGCAGACGGGGACACGAGAACUCUCCGGAAGCGUUGUGGUUGGUCAUCACAGCUGAAAGGCCUCAAAUACAUUCUCCCCCAAAAUUAAGGACGUUUUGUCUUCUGUGGUUUCUUUUUAUGUGUGUCUCGUAUAUAAACUAUUCAGUUCGAUGAGCCUUCCCACAUCUAAUUUAAAGCAAGUUGCUGUUCCCUGAAGAACUCUAAUUUGAUAAUCUACCCACAUUAACCUGUGAACAGCAUACCUUCCGUGACACUUCAGUGAAACUUCUCUCUUUCCCCAGAGAAUUAUUUUCCAGCGAGAUUUCUCUCCAUGGUUUCUCCAGUGGAAACUUGUCGGUUUUUAGUGUUUCAGCAGGCUCAGGCCUCGGUCCUUUCGCUUAGCUGGGCGGGGCACCCGAGCUGGCAAGGCCCCAGCACACACGCCCUCUGGAAAGUACAAUCUUGUUUACAAGUUUUGCAAUGUAUUAAGAGGCUCUGGAGAGAAGUAUUAAAAGCAAAAAAGUUGAUCGUGAAAUACGCUCUUUUGAAAAAUUAGAGAAAACUUAAAUUUUGAAUUGUUAAAUUUCCUGCUAAGA
Molecule: messenger RNA, 1943 nt
Organism: Octodon degus (degu)
Lineage: Eukaryota; Metazoa; Chordata; Mammalia; Rodentia; Octodontidae
Gene: Lrrc28
Product: leucine rich repeat containing 28
Exons: 10
Coding region: 124-1251 (375 amino acids)
Molecular function (GO): protein binding
Source: RefSeq, a predicted model, not a curated record